This is a messenger RNA of Penicillium cosmopolitanum, 381 nucleotides long. RefSeq lists its product as uncharacterized. The transcript has a single exon. The record is from RefSeq and is a predicted model, not a curated record. NCBI's taxonomy places the organism in Eukaryota, Fungi, Ascomycota, Eurotiomycetes, Eurotiales, Aspergillaceae. The coding region runs from base 1 to 381 and encodes 126 amino acids.
AUGACAUCCGAUUUUCCAAACCUCGUUCUGGUCAAUAGUCCGAAUACAACGACUCCUUGGGGCAGCCUGAUACGGAGCCUCGAACAUCAGGCAAGGGUCAACCGCAAAAUUAUCCGACACAUACGCAAGAGCUCGAAAAAAGAUCCUAGCUACACGAUAGAGCCUCGACCAGAGAAAGAGAUUGGAUGGACGGAGUCGAUGCAGCCAGAGCUCGAAAAGCUGGCCACCAGCCCCAAAUAUGGACCUGCAUUCUACUACCUCAAUUCUAAGGGACAGAACACAUUCUUCUGGCCUUGGCCGCAGCGAUAUUACUGGUGGAAGACAAGGAAAUUAAAUAUCGGAGAUUAUGUUGAGAGAUGUGGCUUGCACAAGGAAUUAUGA